Messenger RNA from Arabidopsis thaliana (thale cress), 1138 nucleotides. RefSeq names its product Got1/Sft2-like vescicle transport protein family. Gene Ontology annotation, cellular component: Golgi membrane; endomembrane system; cytoplasm. The coding region runs from base 355 to 777 and encodes 140 amino acids. The record is from RefSeq and is marked reviewed. Gene Ontology annotation, biological process: endoplasmic reticulum to Golgi vesicle-mediated transport; vesicle-mediated transport. NCBI's taxonomy places the organism in Eukaryota, Viridiplantae, Streptophyta, Magnoliopsida, Brassicales, Brassicaceae. The transcript has 7 exons.
GGAUAAAGUAGAAACCCUAGUUUGAAUUUUCACGGCCGACCUCUCUCUCAUCCUCCGAGUAUUGUUGGCUUCAGACCAAAUCUUCUCCGGCGCUGCGGCGUUUCCCCCGGUACGGAGUCAUUCACCUCUCUCUUUUCUCUCUCGCGCUCCCUCUCUCUCUCUCUCUCUAUCUCUGGCUCUUUUUGAUUGUACAAGUAUUGUUAGGAUUAUACGUUUGAUUCUGUAUGUAGCAUCUGUCUAGUCGACGUCAAAUCGAUAUUAUGUUUCCAAAUAUUGAUUGGUUACCAAAACUGAUACGAGAAUAUUGAAUCUCUAUGGGCUAUCAAAAGGUAGAAGUAGCUGAUUACAGGAACAAUGAUGUCCUUUGAAAUGAAUGACCGGAAAAAAAUCGGGUUAGGCCUGACAGGAUUUGGCGUAUUCUUCUCGUUUUUGGGAAUAGUCUUCGUCUUUGAUAAGGGAUUACUUGCCAUGGGAAAUAUUCUUUUCAUCUCGGGGGUUAGUCUAACCAUUGGCUUCAAGUCUACCAUGCAGUUCUUCAUGAAGCGUCAAAAUUAUAAGGGAACCAUCUCUUUUGGCGUCGGUUUCUUCUUUGUUAUCAUCGGGUGGCCUAUCUUGGGAAUGAUGUUGGAGACCUAUGGCUUUUUCGUACUCUUCAGUGGCUUCUGGCCUACCUUGGCAGUCUUUGCUCAGAAGAUACCCGUUCUGGGUUGGAUUAUUCAGCAACCAUAUAUUAGAUCGUUCUUUGACAAGUACCGGGGCAAGCGAGUGCCGGUCUAGUCUUCCAUCCCGAGCAGAGAGACGAUUCACUGAGCUAGAUGCAGCUGAACAGGCGAUUAAAGUUUUUGGAAGAAGAAGUUUCGUGAUCCUGUAGAAAACUAAAACCAUAGGAGAAAGAAAAUAGGAAGGAAAAGAACGUACAAUUUGAAGCUGUGUGUCUAUGUUUCAGGUGAAGUAGAUGAAUCUUCGUCCAGGUUGCAAAUUGCAACAGAAUGUUAAAAAUGUAAUGUUUUAUUUUUGGGUUAGUUAUAGGUUACACCUCAAUUUUGGAAACUAAUUAAAGAGAAACAAUUGUUUCUAUUCACAAAAACUUUUUGUAACCAUUACGCAUUACAUAAUUUUAAUCAUAUUGUUAUUAACU